GUGGUCAAGAUGGUGUAUCAAGGCCAUUGAGGCCAUCAAAAAUCAGUAUAUCUUUUAGAGGAUUUAUUAUUUAUUUUAUUUCUGUAUCUUUGUUUGAUCUAAAAACGUUCUAAAAAUAUUGAAAAUUAAAACCUCUAAAUUAUAGAUAAAUUAUUAGAGACCCAUUCUAGUUCAAAACGGUUUAGUAUUAAUGAGAAAAUUCGUGUUUUUUUAUCACAACUCCAUAGAAAAUUCUUGCAAAACAAUUAUUUUACAAAGCGAUAAUAAAUUGCAAAACAUCGUAUGAUGAAAAAUGAUUAAAAAAAUGACUGAAGCAACUGUACGUGAAAACCUGAAAAGCGUAUGGCAAAGAAUAGAAAAGGCUUCGAAAGAACGCCCAGCUGAGUUUCAAGAUGUUACACCAAGAUUGUUGGCUGUUAGCAAGACAAAACCCGUAGAAGACAUCAUAGAAGUGUAUAAUGCUGGACAAAGACACUUUGGUGAAAAUUAUGUUCAGGAACUGGUAGAUAAAGCUACUAAUCCAGAGAUUCUGGAAAAAUGUAAGGAGAUACGGUGGCAUUUCAUCGGACACCUACAAAAUAACAAAAUCAAUAAGAUACUUCCAUUGCCGAACCUCUAUAUAAUAGAGACUGUGGAUUCUGAAAAACUUGCUUCCAAACUGAAUCAGAGUUGGCCAAACUUUCGUAAUUCUGACUCAAAGUUGAAUGUAAUGAUACAAAUCAACACAAGUGGUGAAGAAGAAAAGAAUGGCAUUAAACCGGAUGAAGUGACUAACUUGGCAGAUUUUGUACUGAAUCAGUGCCCUAAUUUAAGACUGGAUGGACUAAUGACAAUUGGAAUGUUCGGCUAUGACCUGUCAAAUGGUCCCAAUCCGGAUUUCAUUUGUUUAAAAAAAUGUAGAGAUGAAGUUUGUGAAAAAUUCAAGCUGGAUUGGAAAGAUUUGAAUUUGUCUAUGGGCAUGUCGAAUGAUUUUGAACAUGCCAUCGCUAUGGGAAGCACGAACGUUAGGGUUGGAACAACUAUUUUUGGCGUUAGGCAGAAGAAAAAUUGAAAUAUAUGUCUGUCUUUCUGUUUUGUUAUAUUUGGAAGUUUAUUUUAAUAUAAUUUUAAAGUAAA
This is a messenger RNA of Sitophilus oryzae (rice weevil), 1116 nucleotides long. Its product is annotated as pyridoxal phosphate homeostasis protein-like. The coding region runs from base 293 to 1051 and encodes 252 amino acids. The transcript is spliced from 4 exons. NCBI's taxonomy places the organism in Eukaryota, Metazoa, Arthropoda, Insecta, Coleoptera, Curculionidae. The record is from RefSeq and is a predicted model, not a curated record. Gene Ontology annotation, cellular component: intracellular anatomical structure. Gene Ontology annotation, molecular function: pyridoxal phosphate binding.